Messenger RNA from Chanos chanos (milkfish), 1547 nucleotides. RefSeq names its product caspase-8-like. The record is from RefSeq and is a predicted model, not a curated record. The transcript has 6 exons. Gene Ontology annotation, biological process: proteolysis. Gene Ontology annotation, molecular function: cysteine-type endopeptidase activity. Bases 81 to 1274 code for a protein of 397 amino acids. Lineage: Eukaryota; Metazoa; Chordata; Actinopteri; Gonorynchiformes; Chanidae.
CCAAAUCAAAUUCCGCUCAAAUAUCUUGAACACUGGAAUUCAGGGUUCCAUUAAGCUUGGUUUUGUUUGUCUGAGGAACCAUGGAGACUGUACUUGGAAAGAAGACAACCCUUAUCAGUAUUCUGUCCAGUGAUAUAGUCUUCCUCCUGCAGCAUGUGCAAGAGAAAAAACUGAUAACGGAUCGUGACUACAGGAAACUGAAAGUCAACUUUAGGGACUCUGAGCAAAUUACUAUCGACUUACUGGACAAACUGGUUGACAGGGGGGAUGAUAUAUGCCUUAAAUUUAUCAGUUUGCUACAUCAGGAGCCAAUACAGAAGACCUUUACACGGUUAGGAGAACACUUCUCACCUCAGCCUCCUGCCACCUGUCAAGAAAUUUCAGCCCAGAGAACCAGCGAGGUCUUGGAAUACAAGUUGUCAAGCGUCCCACGUGGUUUCUGUGUGAUCAUCAACAAUGUGGAUUUUAUAACUAUGGGAACCAGGAAGGGAUCUGAACGCGAUGCCGAUGCCCUGAGUAAGGUCUUCAAGUGGCUCGGAUUCACUGUGGAGCUCUACAAAAACCAGACUUCCCUGGAGAUGCUAAACUUGGUGCAUGAGAUCAGCAAGAGGGGUGACCAUGGAGACAUCUUUGUGUGUUGCAUACUCACCCAUGGCAGCAAUGAUGGUGUUUUUGGGAUUGAUGGAGACAUUAUCCGUGUGAAGCACAUCCUUGAUCAAUUCAAUGCACUCAACUGCCCUGCAUUAGCCAAUAAACCCAAGCUUUUCUUCAUAGAGGCAUCACGUGGAACCAUGCAUCAAGUCAGUGUGCAGGUUCCUUUUGUUGAACCUGAGAGGUCCAAGUAUCCUCGAUUGGCCAGUGAACAUACAUUGCCUCACGGAACCAAGUACCAAUAUACUGUGCCUCACGGAACCAAGUACCAAUAUACUGUGCAAGGUUCCUCAGAUGGCCCCAAGGGGUCUGAGUCUGAACAUCACAUGAUCACCAUCCCAGUCAAUUCUGAUUUCUUUGUGGGCAUGGCAACUAUUGAUGGUUACUUUUCGUACAGAAACCAACGCGACGGCUGCUUCUUCACCCAGUCUCUCUGCAAUCAACUGACUCAAAAUUGUCCCAAUGAGGAAGAUAUCCAGACCAUUUUUCUGCGUGUUGUUGACGAGGUCAGCAGCCGCGAGGUGAAAAUAAUGAAAGAAGCAUUCAAACAAACACCUGAGUCAACUUCUACCCUGAGAAAGAAAGUCAUUCUCCGUGCACUACCCAAAGGCCACACCUCCUGAGUCUCAAACCUCCUGACUGUGGGCAUCUGAUGGUGCUCAGUGCUGGAAUCCCAAUAUCUACUUAAAGCUUUCACAUAAGCAUACCACAAUAUUGCAUAUCAAGGCACGAAGGGCAGACUUGAGAAUAUGAGAUGUCUGUUUUGUAGUGUUUGUCUGUCUUUAAAAAAAAUAAAAUAACAUAAACCGGUUUUUCAGAUGUGAGAAAGAGACGUUGAGAGAAGCACUCUGUUUCCACGCGACUGUACAAAUUAUGUUCCCGAACAUCAGCCCGUA